Molecule: messenger RNA, 4785 nt
Organism: Dendrobium catenatum
Lineage: Eukaryota; Viridiplantae; Streptophyta; Magnoliopsida; Asparagales; Orchidaceae
Product: kinesin-like protein KIN-14I
Exons: 25
Coding region: 409-4215 (1268 amino acids)
Biological process (GO): microtubule-based movement
Cellular component (GO): cytoskeleton
Molecular function (GO): microtubule binding; microtubule motor activity; ATP binding
Source: RefSeq, a predicted model, not a curated record
UUUUAUAAGGAUUAUCGGCGCAGGUUGCUUUUUAAAAAACAAUUACUGCGCAGUAUAGUUUUGAAGACGAAGAAGCUUUGCCAUUUGCCUGGUGAAACUUUCUUUUCAUUUUUUUAUCCUCUUUUGCUCUAAAGUUUGGAUCGCAGGAGUGAUAGGACGAAGGAGAAAUGACAAAGAAGAAGUCAGCAGAAACGGGGAAGGGGUUCAUAUAUAUCUGUUUCUCUGCCUUCACAAUUUCUGUUGAACUGGAUCCGCUCAAAAUCGUGCAUAUUUCUUUUGUUUCGGAGUAAUGACCUCCUCUCCUCCUUUUCGGAGUUUAGUUACACGCUCUUAUUCGGAGAAAUGGAUGCAGGAAAACGAAAGCCUCAACUUUUGUGAUGUUUCUUUGUCAAAGCUGAAUGUGCAAGUAUGGAGCGAUCUUCUUUCAGUUCCAGCGAUGGAAAAAGAAAGCCUUUGCAGCGUUCUGCAUCCAGUGAAACUGGAGAUGGACAUGAAAAUGACCUUUCGUACUCUGUUCCCCCCACUCAAAGCACAUCAUCGAAUUAUCUACCGUUAGAGCUUGCAGAGGCUAUUACUUUUACUGAUAGAUUCCAGGUUGAUACUUUUUUGCGAUCUAUGCAAAAGCAAAUUAGUUCUACCGGAAGACGAGGGUUUUUCUCUAAGAAGUCUUCAGAGCUAUCAGUUCGUGAGGACUUCAAAUUGGAAGACCUGUUGUGCUUUCAAAAGGAUCCUAUUCCAACUUCCUUGCUCAAGAUCAAUGGUGAUCUCGUGAAGCAUUCAGUUAAAAUGUUCAAGUUGAUUCUGAAGUACAUGGGUGUUGAUUCAUCAGAUAAUGGAACAUUGUUGGGUUUGAAUGGGAAAAUUGAUCUUGCUACGAAGCUUUACAAGAAAACCUUAAAGCAUUCUGUGCUUUGUGAUGAGCUUUUUGCACAGAUUUUCAAACAAACACGCAACAACCCAAAUAGGAGUUGUUUGUUAAGAGCAUGGGAACUCAUGUACUUAUGUGCAUCUUCCAUUUCUCCGAGUAAGGAUUUUGGGGCAUAUAUAUUGGAAUAUGUGCAUAAAAUGGCUUAUGGGGUCAAUAUGGAUUUGGAUCCAGAGGUUCAUGCCCUUGCACUGAAAACAUUGAAUUCUUUGAAGCGUUCUCUAAAGGCUGGGCCACGACUUACUUUUCCCGCACGUCAUGAGAUAGAAGCUCUUUUGACUGGUAAAAAGCUCAAAACAAUGGUAUUUUUCCCGGAUGAAACUUUUGAAGAAAUUAUGUAUGACAUGUCAACAAUGGUUUCUGAUGCCAUCCAGGAGCUUGCAAGCUUAAUCAACCUUUCAACUUUUUCCAGUUUCAGUCUGUUUGAAUGCAGAAAAGUUGUACCAGGCCCAAAUUCGAAAGAAUUUUUUAAUGAGGAAUUUAUCAGGUUAGAUGACAAAAAAUAUGUUGGAGAUUUGUUGGCGGAAUUUAAGUCAGCCAUGGACCGCAGUAAAGAAGAGGUUUUGUACAUUAAACUUGUAUUCAAGCGAAGACUAUUUAAGGAAUCAGAUGAUGGUGUAUCCGACCCAAUGUUUUUGCAUUUGUCAUACAUCCAAAUACAACAUGACUAUAUUUUGGGAAAUUAUCCAUCUGGAAGGAAUAAUGCUGCUCAGCUAACCGCUCUGCAAAUUUUAGCCGAGAUCGGAUUUAUUGACAAUCCUGAUUCAUGUGUUAUGUGGACUUCUCUGCUGGAAAGGUUUUUACCAAGAGAAAUUGCAGUGAAAAGGCCAAAGAGGAAAUGGGAGUAUGAUGUUCUUUCCCAGUAUAAGUUAAUGGAGCGCUUGUUAAAGGAUGAUGCUAAAAAGGAUUUCCUUAUGAUUCUUGGUAAACUUCCUUAUGGAUACUCUACAUUCUUUUGUGUGAGGAAGAUAGCUGACCCGAUAGGUUUUCUACCUGGCAUGAUAAUUUUGGGUGUAAAUAAACGUGGGGUUCAUUUUUUUCGUCCAGUUCCAAAAGAAUACUUGCACUCUGUAGAACUUAAAGAUGUUGUGCAAUUUGGUAACAAUAACACUUCAAUUUUCUUUAAGAUGAAGGUUUCUGGAGUGCUUCGUGUUUUCCAAUUUGAAUCUAAGCAGGGAGAAGAAAUUUGUUUUACUCUUCAAGCACAUAUAAAGGAUGCCACUAUCCUUGCAAACUCAAAAACACAUAAUUCUGUUGCAAAAUACAGUGAAGGGUAUGUGUCUGAAGAUGCCAACUCUCCAAGACCGGAUAUGUAUGAACAACGUGUGCAAGAGUUAUCAAAAGCUGUUGAAGAAUCAAAUAAGAAUGCUGAUAAGUUGUUAGAAGAAUUGCAAGCAAGGCAAAAGCAUGAUAUUGAGAUGCAAGAGGAAAUGGAAAAGCUAAAAGAUUCCUUGGGUUCUGAGAAGGAAAAGAUUCGAGAAGUUAUUAGUGAUCAGGAUGAACUAAAAAAAUUAUGUGAUGAAAAAGAGUCAGCUUUGCAGAAUGCACUAGUUGAUACUCAAAGCAUUGAGGCCAAACUAGCAAAGCUGAGUUCACAGGGACACCAAUCUUUUAAAAAUGCUACCCGAGAAUUCACGCCUGCAUUUGAUUAUCAUGAUGGGGAUGGUGGUUAUGUAAGGAAUAUUGUGAGUGAUUUUCAGACAAUCAGCAAACUUCAGGAGGAUAUAAAUAUACGUAAGAAUGAACUGCAUGCAUCUAAAGAUACUGUUAAGGUGAUGCUAAAGGAGAAACUUUUGCUUCAGGAGAAGAUUCAAAGACUUGAAAAGAAGAAAGAAGAAGAGAUUAUUAUGAUGAUAAAGAACUUCGAAAAUGAGCAGCUGAAACUGCAACUCCGUGCCUUGGAGAUGGAGAAGAAAUUGGAAAGUUUAACAGCAUCAUUAAAUGUUGCUGAAUCUACUAUUUUAACUAGAAAUGCCGAACUGCAUUCAUUAAACAGCAAUCUAGAAGAGUUAGAAGAAUUGCGUGAAAUGAAAGAAGAUUCUGAUAGGAAUAAUGAACAAAUAGCUUCAAUUUUGAAUGGGCAAGGAGCACAGUUGUCCGAGCUUGAAGCACUUUGCAAAGGAGAGCAACUUCUACGGAGACAGUAUUGUAAUAUCAUUGAAGAUAUGAAAGGCAAGAUAAGAGUUUUUUGUCGUAUACGUUCUUUAACUGAAAAGGAGAUUGAUGUAAAGGAGAACAACAUAUUAGUCAGUGAAGAUGAGUUUACUGUUGCAUAUCCAUUGAAAGAUGAAAAAUGGAAACAUUAUUUCUUUGAUCGUGUUUUUGACCAAAGUGCUUCCCAGGAUGAUGUUUUUGAAGAUACCAAGUAUCUCAUACAAUCUGCAGUGAAUGGGUAUAAUGUCUGCAUAUUUGCUUUGGGACAAUCUAGUUCUGGUAAGACCUUCACAAUCUAUGGUUCAGAGAAUCAUCCUGGACUGAUCCCAAGAACAUGUACAGAAUUGUUUCAAAUAAUGGAACGCAGCCGGACCAAAUUUUCUUUUUCUCUGAAGGUUUACAUGGUUGAGUUAUAUCAAGAUACUCUUGUAGAUCUUCUACUCCCAAAAAAUGCCAAACGCUUAAAAUUAAACAUUAAAAAGAACUUAAAGGGAAUGGUUUCCAUAGAAAAUAUCACAAUUCUCGAAGUUGCAAAAUUUGAAGAAUUAAGGAUGGCCAUUUUAAAGGGAGCUGAGCAACGACAUAUUGCAGGAAACAAAAUUGAUGGUGAAAGUUCAAGAUCUCAUUUAAUAGUAUCUAUCAUAAUUGAAAGCACUAAUCUUCAAAGUCAAACUCUUGCUAGUGGGAAGCUUACCUUUGUAGAUCUAGCUAGCUCAGAAAGGAUAAAAAAGACAGGCUCUUCAGGAAAUCAGUUGAAAGAAGCACAAAGCAUCAACAAAUCUCAUUCUGCUUUUGGGGAUGUGAUCAGUGCUUUGUGUUCUGAGGCCCAACACAUUCCUUAUAGGAAUCAUAAGCUGACCAUGCUUAUGAGUGAUGCUCUUGGGGGAAAUGCCAAAACACUUAUGUUUGUGAAUGUAUCUCCGGCAGAAUCGCAUUUGGAUGAAUCAUAUCAUUCCCUCACGUUUGCUUCAAGAGUAAAGUGUAUACAAAAUAAUCCAACCAAGAAUGUAUCUUCAAAGGAGAUCGCCCAUUUAAAGAAAAUGGUUGCUUAUUGGAGGGAGCAAGCAGGAAAACAGGGGGAUGAUGAGGAGCUUGAAGAGAUACAAGAAGAAAGGCAAACAGAAGGGAGAAACUGAUCACCACUUUACCUGGUAUUUUCAAACAUAAACUGCAUCUUGAUCUCAUUCUAUAUGGCAAACCGAGGAUUUCAGAUUGUUUCGCCUCGAAUUUUCUGAAAAGAAAGUCAUAUAUUAGUUUAAAUACAUCAUUGGAAGAGGGUUUGAUGCUUUAUUCUAAUCACCAGCCAUUGAUUGGCAUUAGUGUUUGUUGCUUAAGGUUAUAAAUAUACUAUUGUAAAUAGGGUUAAGUAGCUCAGCAAUGCUCUUGUAAGUAGGAUUAAUUAUUCUGUGCAGACACCAAAUGUCAUCCGGAGACCAAUCAGAAUGCUCUAAGUCACCCUGUGCUCGGUACCGAGGCUCAGUACUACUCGUUACCGUGGCUUGGUACCGCUGACGUAGCACAUUCUGGUUAAUCUCCGGACGGUGUUGUGUCCGGUCUCCGCACAGAAUAAUUUAUCCGUAAGUAGACAACCUUCAUUCAUUUGCAUAUAUUGAUGCAGUCCUUGUUUGUACAAUCAUGAUGCAUAUGAUUAUGGUUUUUUAUUAGAGAAUUUAUUUGCCAAUAAAACCAUUUUACCGUUGUUUGUC